AGAUAUAAGACAGUAUCAAAGUUAGUUUUAGAAGCUAGCAAAUUCGCCGUCUCGCUAUGACUUCCUAUUCGCUGAUCCCUUUCCCGCGGCUUCGUGAGUCCGUAUUCUCGUUAUCGACUCCGCAUGUCGCGAAAUACAAAUCGUAUGAGCAUCGAAAUGGGAUUCCUAUGCUUUUUCAAAUACAGGAAAUCUCUGUAUGUCAAUUGAGUUACUUGGUAUUUGAAAGCUAGCAUGGACGCAAUCUAGCCCCUGAGGGCCAACCGUUGGCUAAAUUACACCCAUCACGCCAUCCUAAGGCGCUCCACUUUCUUCUUUCUUCAACCCACUCGAUUUGCUCACAAUACUUCUCGAGAAUGCCGCCCGCACCCGCCUGUGACCGGUGUCAUUCUGUCAAAGCUCGAUGUUUACCAGGAACUGUGCAAUGCUGCUACCGCUGUUACCGCCUGGGUCAUUCAUGCACUUAUUCUCGUCCCCGCGGGAAACGAGGUCGCAAGCCAAGGGUCCUCGGCCCCUGUUUCUUAGCCUUUGAUGCAGCCCAGAAGGAAGAUUGCCAUACCAAAUCGGUAUCUGAGUCCUCUGCCAUUCUGUCUGAGACAGAGGAGGGUCAUGAAAACAAAACUCCCACAAUGCAAGAUCUACCGCUUGUAUCGACGUUAUACCGAGAGGGGGUGAUCUCACAAAUAACGGAGUAUACAUCCAUCCAGAUAUGCAACUUCUUUACAUUUGGACCUUUCCUGAGUCAAGAGAUGGGUCAUAUGAUUCGUUCCCGGCUGCAGGAAGCCCCGGCUCUUCUCCUGAGUCCGUACGCUGCGGUGGCUCGAGUGUUUCUUCGCAACAUUGCCAAUAAGCCGCGGUGCAAUGACGCGGAGCUAUCUAAAUGUGCAUCUGCCUUGCAGGAUCUUCGAAGGGCAGAGAUUACUAAAUCAGAUUACGCAUGCAUCAUUCUCUCUUUAGGGACUAGCUUGUUAACCUUUCAUCGCCUGAUAUCUGGGGUAUCGGCUAGCACAAUUUGUCGACACACUUUAGCCUUGAUUCGACCAUUUUAUUACGCAGGGAAACUCCAGGGAUUGGAUACUCGUGAGUUAGUAUGUCUAGUAUUUCUCGACACAGCCCAAUCCCUCUUCCGGGCUCGUGUCCCUGUGGUUCAACUCCGAGAGCAAGAUGCUUCCGUGGUGAACCAGCAUGCAGGGCUUUGCGGAUCACUUCUUCCGCUUCUUUAUCGGCUCUGUGUUUUGGCUUCCGGGGUCAGAACGGGCGAUGAGAAAGACCUAUCCCACUCUACAACCUUCGAUACUCUCGCGAAGGAGCUCAAAAACUGGUCACCGUCUAUCCCUGAGUCUGUCUUAGAGCGGUUUUCUCCGGAUGAAAUGUUCCUUCUCAUCUCUCAAGCCACUAUCCACAAAGCCACUGCUCUUCUAAUCCUUCAUCGGCUGAGAUUCCCAUUUGGAGUGCAAGACCCCGAGGCCGAAACGUUAUCUUCCUCGAUCGUGCAAUGUAUGACCCAUUGCCUGGACGUGGCAGGGAAAUAUCCACCUAACAUCACAUUGGUGCUAUUGGUUGCUGGCUCAGAGGUGCAUGAAGAAGUGAAAAGACAAGAGAUAAGGUCCCUGGUUCUGAAGAUUUCCGGUGCCAACUUUUACCCCUUUAUCAACAACUUGCUCCUUUCCCUAUCUUGCGUGUGGAAAGCUAGGGAUCAAGGCACGUCACAAUAUCUAUUUUCUCUUUUCGAGAAUGAUCCAGACUUGAGUAUUCCUCUCUAAAGCCGAGAUAGAC
Molecule: messenger RNA, 1773 nt
Organism: Penicillium brasilianum
Lineage: Eukaryota; Fungi; Ascomycota; Eurotiomycetes; Eurotiales; Aspergillaceae
Source: the annotation of a GenBank genome assembly